AUGAGACCCGAUUUGUUUCCUACUGGAGACGAUGAUGAAGAGCUUUUUGGUAUGAUGGCCGAAUGUGUUGAUUUGCUUGAACAAGGUGAAUCAUCAAGACCAUACAUACCCCGUAGCGUCGUUGAAAGAGAUCGAUAUGGUGCUAACGAGCGCCUAAUGGCAGCUUACUUUAACGAAAACCCAAAGUAUUCGUUGAAGAGCUUUAGGCGACGAUUUCGUAUGUCUAAACCUAUGUUCAUGCGCAUUGUCAACGACAUAAUAUCAUAUCCAUCUCGCAAUCCAGGUGCUGUGCCUUUGCAUUUUAAAAAAAUGCAAGACAAGCAGCUUGAUGCCCGAGGAAAGCCUGGUUUCAGCACCAUCCAAAAGUGUGUAUGCGCCAUACAUCAAUUGGCGUAUGGCUACAAUCCUGACUCGCUUGACGAGUAUCUACAGAUGGGGAUGAAUACUUGCGUAGACCAACACCAGAGGACAUACAACGCUUGUACGCUUGACAUGAAGAGCUUCAUGGCCUUCCAAGCAUGCUUGGAAGCAUUGAUUGCAUGCACUGGCGUUAGAAGAACUGCCCCAAGGCAUGGCAAGUCGCCUUUAUUUAGGGAAAUCAUUGAAGAUCGUGCACCUGAUAGCUCGUUCACUGUUAAUGGCACCCACUACAAAAAGGGUUACUAUCUUGCGGACGACAUUUAUCCCGAAUGGUCAACUUUUGUAAAGGCGUAUUCAUGCCCUCAAGAUGAGAAGCGAAAGAAAUUUAAAAAGUUUCAAGAAAGUGCCCGGAAGGAUGUCGAGCGUGCCUUUGGAGGGCUUCAAAACUCAUGGCACAUUCUGACCCAACCAGCAAGAUCAAAAAGCGUGAAUCGGAUCACUCGAACAAUGUACGCAUGUGUUAUAUUGCAUAACAUGAAGGUUGAAGACGCGGGGUACGCCAUAAGCUCACUCGAGGAAGGAGACGACAUUGACCCAAUCGUCUUACCGGAGCGUACGUUCCAGGAAAGGAUUGCACUUCAUCAACGUACCGGCAAGGAGCUUCGAGAUCGCAUUGUGCAUCAUGCUCUUCGCCAUGAUCUUACGGAGCAUGUAUGGCGCCUCCCGGCUUAA
Messenger RNA from Erigeron canadensis, 1092 nucleotides. RefSeq lists its product as uncharacterized. NCBI's taxonomy places the organism in Eukaryota, Viridiplantae, Streptophyta, Magnoliopsida, Asterales, Asteraceae. The record is from RefSeq and is a predicted model, not a curated record. The transcript is spliced from 3 exons. Bases 1 to 1092 code for a protein of 363 amino acids.